Molecule: messenger RNA, 816 nt
Organism: Hippopotamus amphibius kiboko
Lineage: Eukaryota; Metazoa; Chordata; Mammalia; Artiodactyla; Hippopotamidae
Product: kallikrein-7-like
Exons: 5
Coding region: 49-816 (255 amino acids)
Biological process (GO): proteolysis; positive regulation of antibacterial peptide production
Molecular function (GO): serine-type endopeptidase activity
Source: RefSeq, a predicted model, not a curated record
AGACCCUUCCUCUGCCCGGCAGCCCCUGAGAGACUCAGAGAGGCCCCCAUGGCAGGCUUCCUUCUCCCACCCCCGCUGAUCCUACUGCUGUCCGCAGCCCUGGGAUCUGCUGCACAGGAAGACCAGGUUAAUAAGAGGGGGAAGAGGAUUAUUAAUGGAUUCCCAUGUCCAAGAGGCUCCCGGCCGUGGCAGGUGGCCCUGCUCAAGGGUAAUCAGCUCCACUGUGGAGGCGUGCUGGUCACCGAGCAGUGGGUGCUCACGGCUGCCCACUGCAGGCUGAGUGCGUACAACGUGCACAUGGGCAGUGAACAGCUGGGAAGAGGCCGGAAGAUCAGGGCCACAAAGUCAUUCCGCCGCCCCGGCUACUCCAAACAGACCUAUGAUAAUGACUUUAUGCUGGUGAAGCUAAAUAGCCGGGCCAGGCUGUCACCCAGUGUGAAGAAAGUCAACCUGCCUUCCCCCUGUGAACCCCCUGGGACCGAAAGUACUGUUUCUGGCUGGGACACCACUACCAGCCCUGAAGCGACCUAUCCAAAGGAGCUCAUGUGCAGAACUGUCACCCUCAUCUCCUCUGAAGACUGCAGGAAGGUUUACGGGGACGCGCUGGGAAAUUCCAUGCUGUGUGCUGGGAACCCCGAUCCCACCACGAAUGCCUGCAGCGGUGACACAGGGAGGCCCCUGGUGUGCAGAGGUAAUUUGCAAGGCCUGGUGUCCUGGGGAAGUUUCCCUUGCAGCCAAAGGAACCACCCAGGUGUCUAUACCCAAGUCUGCAAGUACAUCAAUUGGAAUAAUGACACCAUGAGAAAGCAUCGCUAA